UGUAAUCAUCCAUGGAGACUCGACCACGACCACCACGGUCUUCAAUGUCCUCCAUAACAUCCCGUCUCAACUCCUUCGUCGACAAUAGCCCAAUUGGAAAACGAUUCAAACUCACCCAAAGAGGUUCCACUUUCACAACCGAGCUUCGUGCCGGCACAGCCACCUUCCUAACCAUGGCCUACAUCCUAGCAGUCAACGCUAGUAUCCUCACCGACUCUGGUGGAACCUGCACCGUUUCCGACUGUAUCCCCCUCUGCAGCGAUAGUUCCAUCUCUAUCUCCAACUGCUCCGCCGCCAAUCUCACCGUAAUCCAACCCGACGAGUCAUGCAAGUUCGACCCAGUCAACCCAGGUUACACAGCCUGUCUCGACCGAGUUCGACGAGAUCUCAUCGUCGCCACCGUAGCUUCCUCACUCAUCGGUUGUGUAAUCAUGGGUGCCUUCGCUAACCUGCCCUUAGCUUUAGCUCCUGGUAUGGGUACCAACGCUUACUUCGCCUACUCCGUCGUCGGAUUCCACGGCUCCGGCAACGUCUCUUAUAGAUCCGCUUUAGCGGCAGUCUUCAUUGAAGGACUAAUUUUUCUCCUUAUUUCUGCAAUCGGGUUAAGAACCAGACUCGCUAAACUCGUCCCCAAACCCAUCCGAAUCUCCUCCUCUGCCGGAAUCGGUCUCUUCCUCGCUUUCAUUGGUCUUCAAAGUAGCCAAGGCCUUGGCCUCGUCAGUUAUAACUCUGCUACACUUGUUACACUCGGUGCUUGCCCCGUUAAGUCACAAGCUUCAGUCGCUCCAGUAAUAACGUAUCCAAACGGCACCGUUAGUCUAUUACCGGGUGGAACCGUAUCCGGUGGCAUUCUCUGCUUACAUAACAAGAUGGAAAGCCCAACUUUCUGGCUUGGCGCAUUGGGGUUCGUUAUAAUCGCUUAUUGCCUUGUGAAGAACAUCAAAGGAGCGAUGAUAUAUGGUAUAGUAUUUGUAACGGCGGUUUCAUGGUUCCGUCACACCCAAGUCACCGUGUUCCCCGAUACUGACUCGGGCAACUCGUCUUACCAAUACUUCAAGAAAGUUAUUGACGUUCAUACCAUCAAGAACACGGCAGGUGCGUUAAGCUUUAAGGGUAUAAAUACAGGGUCAUUUUGGGAGUCUUUGGUUACAUUUUUAUACGUAGAUAUACUCGAUACGACAGGAACGCUUUACUCGAUGGCCCGGUUUGCCGGGUUCGUUGACUCGAACGGUGAUUUCGAGGGUCAGUAUUUUGCUUUCAUAUCAGAUGCGACGUCGAUAGUGGUUGGAUCGUUAUUGGGGACUUCACCGGUGACGGCGUUUAUAGAGUCGUCGACGGGGAUAAAGGAAGGUGGAAGGACGGGGUUGACGGCGUUAACGGUGGCGGGGUUUUUUUUCUUGUCGUUCUUUUUUACGCCGUUGUUGGCUUCGAUACCAGCGUGGGCAGUAGGACCACCGUUGAUUUUGGUUGGAGUGUUGAUGAUGAAAUCAGUGGUGGAGAUUGAAUGGAAUGAUAUGAGAGAGGCGAUACCAGCGUUUGUUACGAUGAUGCUGAUGCCUAUGACUUAUUCGAUUGCGUAUGGGUUGGUUGGUGGGAUUGGAACUUAUAUUGUUUUGCAUUUGUGGGAUUGGGGAGUUGGGUUUUUGGUGAUGUAUGGGAUUAUUGGGAAUAGAGUGGAGAAGAAUAAGGUAGAUGAGUCAAAUCGGUUUGAUCUUCAAGAUGGGGAGAGGAAGCCAUCAUCUGAACUUCAAUUAGCAGUUUAAUUCUUGGGCAUCAUCUAACUCAAAAU
Molecule: messenger RNA, 1789 nt
Organism: Telopea speciosissima
Lineage: Eukaryota; Viridiplantae; Streptophyta; Magnoliopsida; Proteales; Proteaceae
Product: adenine/guanine permease AZG1
Exons: 1
Coding region: 12-1763 (583 amino acids)
Biological process (GO): transmembrane transport
Cellular component (GO): plasma membrane
Molecular function (GO): purine nucleobase transmembrane transporter activity
Source: RefSeq, a predicted model, not a curated record